Salvelinus fontinalis (brook trout) is the source of this 1887-nucleotide messenger RNA. RefSeq lists its product as uncharacterized. The record is from RefSeq and is a predicted model, not a curated record. NCBI's taxonomy places the organism in Eukaryota, Metazoa, Chordata, Actinopteri, Salmoniformes, Salmonidae.
AGGAAUAAAACCUAGUAUUGACGUGGUUGUACUGUCCUAAUACACCCUCACAUGGCAACUUUGAUCCGCAUAGAUACUAAUCAUCUAGACCACAGGGAUUGGUGGAAGUCAUGCAAAACAGUUUUUUCCGCAUUCAUGUAAAGAUGGCACUGAAGCAGACACAUUGAGCACACGUUUGACAUGUCAAAGCUUGUUGUACUAAUUACAUAUGCCACCAACAAAGGGGAUGGAUACAAUUUGGGAUUUUAACUUUCCUGACCAGGACAGUCACGCAAUACUGGAAUAUAAAAGAAAACCAGAAACCCUGAACAUGGGUUACAGGAAGCCCCAGAGAGGACAUUCCCUGUAUGCUUCAGAGGAAAACUGGGGGAGAAGCUCCAUCAGGAGACCCCAGGGUUUGACCUGUUGGACCCCAACAUGAGAGUCAUAGAUGUUGGUUAUAACUGCCUCCACGACAAACACCUGAAGUGUUUUUUCCGCCAUCCGGAAAGGAAGAAGCGGCUGGUGAAGCAAGGCCUCAUCACCUCAAAUGAGAAGGCAUGGCAAACCUCCUUUUUCUUUCCAAAAUCUAAAAGUGACACUUAUAUGGAGCUGAGAAAAUUGGACAGGUGUAAGCAAUAUAAUGGCUAGGUGAAAUGCUUGCCAUUUUGCUUAGUUUACACAAAUCCAAGUCUACAAGUGCAUAUGGUCAUUGUUAGUGCAGGUUGUAAAAGAGAAUGUGUUCUUAAUGUCUUACCUGGUUAAAUAAAGGCAAAAUCAAUCAAUAUUGGGGUAGGGGUUAGAGGUAGAUUUGGGAUUGGGUGUUUGUACACAUGAACUUCCUCUAAAAAUGGCUCUUUUGUGAGGCCUCCCUUUCAGGUGCUGUGUACGUGUAAAGAGUACAAUCGCUACAGUGGCUACAUCAAGUCAGUUCAGUUGCUGUGGGAGAAGCAGUGCUGUGCCCAGCAGAAAAGUAUUUUGAAACAGUUCCUAGUCUUGCAGCAGCAAGGGGAGGUUCCGUCCCAUAUCUCACUGACGGAUAUUAGAGAAUGGCUCAUUGCCAAGGGUAGGAACUACUUCAAGAACACGUUUCAGAGUCAAAUGGAAGAGGGGAAGAACCUUUACUUGGCCGAACUGGCUUGGGAGGUGAAACGACGCCUCAGGCUUGAGGAGCUGGAAAGAGAAGUGUGCAGGGAGCUGCGCCUGGAGCGCCGAAUUGGACAGCCUGGUAGCCAGAUGGGAGAUUGGAGACCCCUGGGCAUGGAGACACACACACCUCUGGUAAUGGACUCUCCCUUCAGACACUUUACCUCCUCGAUGGACACUCUUUCCAGUCAGAUCUCGACUAAGAACCUCAAGGUUGCUAGGCUACAUACUGCCAGACCACGUUCUGCCAGACCACCAACUGAAAGACCUAGCAGUGACUCUGAUCACUCUGGAACCUUUUCUACUGUGAUGACCUGCUCACCACAUUCAGCUAGCCCGUCAGUGAUGACUGUUAGGGACUUGCUGCUCAUGAUUGGGCACAUAACAAGCUCAGUAUUGGAGGAGGUAAAUGGCAUCCUGAUCCCUGCCUUGGUUGACCUUAUAAGGCUGAGAGCUUCAGAAAGUGCUGCAGAGAGUUUGCUCCCCAUCAGCAGAGACACCAACGAAGAUUCAACCCAGGGCUCUGUCAGCUGUACCUCCUUACUCUCCAAAGUCAAUGUGAUCUGUCUCACUCAGAGUCCUGACAGUAGGUGCUCCCCAAUCUCCAUUGAUGAACCAGUCACUGCUGUCCAGACUUGUUGUAGCAGCAGUUCUCUGUCCAGUGAGGAACGAGCACACUCUUCCUCCAGUCAGAUCUCUACUAAGAACCUCCUGGCUACUAGGCCACGUUCUACCAGGCCCCAAUCUGCCAAACCGCCACCU